UUUUCUCCUUUUUGAUUCUGUGCUCAUUUUACCUUGGCAAAGAUGAGUGGACCGAUAUAAUGGGAGGUCAGAAUUUGAGUCUCUUUCUGCUGAUGUUCCUCCCCGUGCUCAUCCACAAUGUCACUGCAGAGAAGAGAAUGCUGGACAUGGCUCCUGAUGCUGUCGAUGACACCUUCUCAGAGUGUCGUGACAAAAUGAUACAGACUAUUACAGCACCAGGCGGCCUGUUGCAGAAAGACCUCAAGGCCAGAAAGGAUUUUGCAGAGAUGUGGAGGGGUCACGGUGGGACUUGUGAGAAGCAAAUUUAUGGUGCAACACCUCAUCACUUGGCUGCACUGCAGGCUUAUGGGAAUUCUGGAGUUCAAUUCCGAAAGACGUUCAACAGACUGGUUCAGACCAAAGGCAGCAACGCCACAACAUACAACAACGAAUUUCCCUUCAAGUCUCUUCACUUUCUGCUAACAGAUGCUUUGCAACUUCUUAACCAUGGCAAAACAUGUUCCACCGUGUACUUUGGCACAAGCAACCAGUAUACAGCAGAAAUUGGGAAGGAGGUGCGUUUUGGGAGGUUCCUUCAUCCCAGAGUUCAGCAGAGCUCUGAAAUUGAAGCAGCUGAGUCAGAAGGUGAAGGCACGCUGUUCUACAUCACCUCCUGUUCCGUGGUUAAUGUUGAGAACUACACGUGCACUUCUGAGGAAAUUGAACAGCUUAUUUCCCCAACUGAGGUCUUCAGAGUGCAGAACGUCAGUCGUGUUUCAACUGAGGAAGCUGAAUAUAAAAGAAUCACUUUAACACAUUCAGGCUUUCUGAGCAACCAUGACUGCUACUUCUCUACCAGCUCACCUUCUGGAUCCUCUGCUCCACUACUGACCUGCAAGAUUCUGGAAUUGGUGUCCCUCAUUCUUGCCAUUCUUCUGCCAGUAAACAUGCUUUACGAGUAAACAAAGUUUUGACCCAAGAUUGCUUUGUAAUCCAUAUUUUCUUCAUUAAACAAGUUAUUCCUCUUAACACCA
Messenger RNA from Colossoma macropomum (tambaqui), 1013 nucleotides. RefSeq names its product GPI-linked NAD(P)(+)--arginine ADP-ribosyltransferase 1-like. Gene Ontology annotation, molecular function: NAD+ poly-ADP-ribosyltransferase activity; NAD+-protein-arginine ADP-ribosyltransferase activity. The transcript is spliced from 3 exons. The record is from RefSeq and is a predicted model, not a curated record. Bases 60 to 941 code for a protein of 293 amino acids. NCBI's taxonomy places the organism in Eukaryota, Metazoa, Chordata, Actinopteri, Characiformes, Serrasalmidae.